GAAAUGGCUGCAAUCCAACACGAGAAGAUGAAGUGAAGAAGAAGAAGAAGAAGAUGGUGAGAGUUAAGAAUUUAGCUUUAACAAAAUGGUGAAAGUGUUAAAAAAUAGAAUAAAAAAUACAGCACUUUAACCAUCACCCACCCACUUCAUACACUUCCUCAAAUCACAGAUAGAGAGAGACACAAACGUGUGUCAUGUUCUUUGUGUUGGCAGUUUUCUUUCCUUCACCGAGAAACACUCCUUAGCUCUAUCUUCUUGCUCAAUCCUCUCCCUUCAAAUCCAACUUCUCCUUCAUUUUCUCUCUUUCUUCCCGUAUUCUUCUCCCUCCCAUAAAUUCACGCGCACCCACUUUCUUAUCCGCCCACAUAGAUCCAAAAUUCUUAUCCUUUUCACCAUUCCAAGCCAAUUCCACAACUGGGUUAUCCAAAUUCAAAGCAUUACUUUACUAAUUAACGCAAACCUAAUUAUCUGGUUGCAGUCCCAAGUUCCCGAUUUUGGCUUUUCGGAUCAAAGUCAUCAACCCAUGUCGCGACUCUUUGGUAGAUGGAAGAAGGCGAAGGAAAUGGCGUCGCUUUCGGGGUUUCUGCCACGUGGGCACCAGCGAAUCGGGUUAAAUUUUUGCCCAAUUUCGACCCAGCUGAAUAUGAUAUCCGGCCACCGGCGGUGGGAGGCUCAGGUGGGGGUUCAGGAGCGGUAUAAGUGGGACCGUGGCGGGUCGGACGACAACCCGACCCGGAAGAUCCGGGCUGAGGCUAAUUGCCCACGUUGCACUAAGGACAUGAACCUUGUUUUCUCUAAUCGCCAUUUUCCCACCCCACAAAGUGAGUCUAAUUCUGAGUUGGGUGGCGAGGGAGAGAGAGAAAAGGGUUACCAAGCGGUUAACCUUUGCCCGAGUUGCAAAACUGCUUAUUACUUUCGCCCUUAUGACACUACACCUUUGCAAGGUACUUUCGUGGAGAUUGGUAGGGUCAGUAGCACUAACAAUAAUGGUCUUAAUAAUGUAAGUGGUAAGGGACAUUCUCCUAGGAGGAUUACACAUGGGAAAGGUGGUGGCAAAGAAGGUAGUAGUAGUAGUACUAGUAGGGGUAUUCAUGGAGGAGAGGAAUCUGGCCCGAAGAGUAAUAAUAAUGCAAGUAAAUGGCUUGAAGUGUCAUUGUGGGAGACUUUGAUGUCAUACAAUGGUGGUGGUGGUGGCGGUAAUGGUAGUAGUGGGGAGCCACCUGAGUCGUGGCCUGGUGUUAAUGGGAAUGAGAAUGGGUUGGCUGUGCAUACUCCUCCAGGCCCACCUUUUGCACCUGGGAUUAAUGUUAUCCGGGCUACGGGCCCCCGGAAUGGUGGUUCAGGUGGUGGUGGUGGUGGUGGUGGAGGCGAUGGUGAGAAGACUUCCUGGGGAGGAUCCAAUUUGGGGAAGGAUUUGCCCUCACCGAAGGAGAUAUGUAAGGGUCUUGACAAGUUUGUUAUUGGCCAAGAGAGAGCCAAGAAGGUACUUUCUGUAGCUGUUUAUAACCACUAUAAAAGAAUAUACCAUGCCACUUUACAGAAAGGGUCAACUGUAGAUUCAGAAGUAUUAGAUGAUGACGAUAAUGUGGAUCUAGAAAAGAGUAAUGUUCUCUUGAUGGGUCCAACAGGUUCAGGGAAGACAUUACUUGCCAAAACACUGGCUCGAUUUGUGAAUGUGCCAUUUGUCAUUGCUGAUGCAACAACCUUAACACAGGCUGGUUAUGUUGGAGAAGAUGUUGAAUCAAUACUGUACAAACUACUAGCGGCAGCAGAUUUCAAUGUUGCAGCAGCUCAACAAGGAAUAAUUUACAUUGAUGAAGUUGACAAAAUAACUAAGAAGGCUGAGAGCUUAAAUAUCAGCAGGGAUGUUUCUGGUGAGGGUGUUCAGCAGGCAUUAUUAAAAAUGCUGGAAGGAACUAUAGUAAAUGUUCCUGAGAAAGGAGCCAGGAAGCAUCCAAGGGGGGAUAACAUUCAGAUGGACACAAAAAAUAUUCUUUUUAUAUGUGGUGGAGCAUUUAUUGAUCUUGAAAAAACCAUUUCAGAAAGACGACAAGAUUCUUCAAUUGGUUUUGGAGCACCAGUUCGUGCCAAUAUGAGAACUGGUGGAAUCACAGAUUCUGUAGUAACAUCAUCUUUACUUGAGUCAGUAGAAAGUGCUGAUCUUAUUGCAUUUGGCCUCAUACCAGAGUUUAUUGGACGAUUCCCCAUCUUAGUCAGCUUGUCAGCUUUAACUGAAGACCAACUUAUGAUGGUCCUCACUGAACCAAAAAAUGCUCUUGGCAAGCAGUACAAGAAAUUAUUUAGCAUGAAUAAUGUCAAGUUACACUUUACAGAGAAAGCUCUAAGGCUGGUAGCAAAGAAAGCAAUGUCUAAAAAUACUGGUGCUAGAGGUUUAAGAGCCCUACUGGAAAGCAUUUUAACUGAGGCGAUGUUUGAGAUUCCUGAUAUUAAGACAGGAAGUGAUCGAAUUGAUGCAGUUGUUGUUGAUGAAGAGUCAGUAGGAUCACUAACUUCCCUUGGUUGUGGAGGGAAAAUUCUCCGGGGAGAUGGUGCUUUGGAGCAGUACCUAGCUAAGAUGAAAGAUUCAGCGGUUAAUGUUGACGUGGGCGAAUCAGACUUAAAUGAGGGGGAUUUGGAGCUUUCAUCAAGAGCCAUGAGUUUGUAAUCUCAUUAAUCAGUGUAUAAUUUGUUAUUGUUAUUUGUACAAAACUCUUAAAAAAAGAGUUGCUGUAAUUAUCCCUUGUAUAACAGCAUAGCUACUGAUAUCUAAGUUCACUGGAUAGGAAAGAAAUAAUAGAAGAAAAAAGAAAGGUAUAGUGCAGCAAUGCUAAUUUAGGCAGCACAUUAUACAAAAUUUUCAAUUAUUUUUUAGGAAGUCUCAAUGAGUAUUUUCUUCUUUUUUUUUUUUA
Molecule: messenger RNA, 2909 nt
Organism: Vigna unguiculata (cowpea)
Lineage: Eukaryota; Viridiplantae; Streptophyta; Magnoliopsida; Fabales; Fabaceae
Product: CLP protease regulatory subunit CLPX1, mitochondrial-like
Biological process (GO): protein folding
Cellular component (GO): mitochondrial matrix
Molecular function (GO): ATP-dependent protein folding chaperone; ATP binding; ATP hydrolysis activity
Source: RefSeq, a predicted model, not a curated record